Molecule: messenger RNA, 1041 nt
Organism: Saccostrea echinata
Lineage: Eukaryota; Metazoa; Mollusca; Bivalvia; Ostreida; Ostreidae
Product: DC-STAMP domain-containing protein 2-like
Exons: 5
Coding region: 71-1036 (321 amino acids)
Source: RefSeq, a predicted model, not a curated record
AAAAAACAAGAAACAUGUAAACAAAAGUUUAUAGCACACUGGAUAAGCCUACAACCUCUAGUGCAUCACAAUGGUCCAUAAGCGAUCCCCCUCCCAGGAGCCAAUUCUACCCCUUGAGGGCCUCCCUCCCCCUGAGGAACCAAAGGUAAGAUCAGAUUGGCACACAUUCCAGUUCUACGAGAACCCCUACCUGAGUGGUGUGUAUGGAGCAGUGGGGGGUAUCCUAGCUGGAGGUGCCUUGCUUGGAAUUCUCUGGUAUUUUUAUGGCAUCGCCUUCUUCCUGUCCGUGUACAUUGCUGGGCCGAUCACUGUUGUAUUGUUGAUUGCGAUGAGUCUCUCUGUGGCCUGUCGAUGCAUUGUCUGUAUCCUUGUGCCGGAGAUCCUGGGAAAGUACGGCCGGUGGGUCCUGUACACUCUCCUGCUGGCUGUAUUGGUCAGUGGUCCAGUAGCUAACAUCUCCACCAAUAUGGAACGCAUGUCUAACAGCAUGGGCUGCAGUGCAGAGAUGAUCAAAAACCAGACCAGGGACCUAAAACAACAGUUCCUAGAUCCUUUUAAUAGCAUUAAGAAUCAAAUGGUUCAGAUUGAAGAAAAGGUCAGACAAUAUGCUGGUUACAUUGAGGUGGCAAUGAAGCCCAUCACCGAUGCAAUCAAGGCCACCGCCUCCGGAUUGUCCUCGGCUGCCAACUACCUCAAAAAGGCAGCAGAUGAAUGCAAGUCCAUGUUCAAUAGUGCCUAUAGCUCCUGCACUAAGUUUUUCAAUAAUGCCUACAAAAAGUGUAAAUCUACUAUUGACAAGAUUCCAGUUAUUGGGAGUCUAAGAAGAAAGAGAGGUGCACAGGGGGAGGUUAUAACAGAGGAAGUUUUUGUUCAGUGGAAUGACAAAGACGAGGAAAAACACAGAAAAUUUUGGGAAACUAGAGCAGAGGAAAUCCUGGAGGAAACCUUACAAGAGGCCAACUUGCAUCCAAAACACAGAUUAUUUGACCAUGCUGUUAUAAAAGAGAAAUAUUACAAUUUGACAAUUCGUAGGUGAGAAUU